CGGCGACUCCCGGCGUGGCUCAUCAUGUCUCUGAGAAGCAGCCUCUCGCGUUUCCUCUCGACUCAAGUGCAUCUGGUCCGGAAGAAGUCAGUCCACUCCGUGGCUGUAAUAGGAGCCCCGAUUGCACAGGGUCAGAAGAGAAAAGGAGUGGAGUAUGGUCCAGCUGCCGUCAGAGAAGCUGGCUUGAUGAAAAGACUUGCCAGUUUGGGCUGCCACCUAAAAGACUUUGGAGAUCUGAAUUUUACUCCAGUUCCCAAAGAUGAUCUCUACAACAACCUGGUAGUGAAUCCACGCUCAGUGGGCCUUGCCAACCAGGAGUUGGCUGAGGUGGUUAGUAGAGCUGUGUCAGAUGGCUACAGCUGCGUCACGGUCGGAGGAGAUCACAGCCUAGCAAUUGGAACCAUUAGCGGCCACACCCAGCACUGCCCAGACCUUUGUGUCAUCUGGGUUGAUGCCCAUGCUGACAUCAAUACACCCCUAACUACUUUAUCUGGAAAUCUCCAUGGACAGCCAGUUUCGUUACUACUCAGAGAACUACAGGACAAGGUACCACAACUCCCAGGAUUUUCCUGGCUCAAGCCAUGUAUCUCUUCCCUAGAUAUUGUAUAUAUUGGUCUAAGAGAUGUGGACCCUCCUGAACAUUUUAUUUUAAAGAAGUAUGAUAUCCAGUAUUUUUCCAUGAGGGACAUUGAUCGACUUGGUAUCCAGAAGGUCAUGGAACAGACCUUCGAUCUACUGAUUGGCAAGAGACAGAGGCCAAUUCAUCUCAGUUUUGAUAUUGAUGCAUUUGACCCUACACUGGCUCCAGCCACAGGAACCCCGGUUGCAGGGGGACUGACUUAUCGUGAAGGCAUGUACAUUACUGAGGAAAUACACAAUACAGGAUUGCUGUCAGCACUGGAUCUCGUUGAAGUCAAUCCUCAGCUGGCCACUUCAGAGGAAGAGGUGAAGGCCACAGCUGGCUUGGCAGUGGACGUGAUUGCUUCAAGUUUUGGUCAGACGAGGGAAGGAGGACACAUUGUCUAUGACCAGCUUCCUACUCCCAGUUCACCAGAUGAAUCAGAAAGUGAAGAACGUGUGAGAAUUUAGGAAAUACUAUGUGCUGAGAGGUGUUUCACAUGGGCAUUCCAAAGGCAUUUGAGGGGAGAGAUACUAACUGGUGGGCCAGGACAAUAUUGCCUUAAUGAGAACAUUGUAAAGUUUCUCCUCUCCAUUCUAGUGACCAAUACUACUUACUGUAAAUGUUUGUUUUUUGAAGUUCACAGAAUGUUAAUAUAUUGGAGUACUAUGUAAAUUUAAACACACCAUAAACAGCAUUUAUUACCUUGGUAUA
Messenger RNA from Elephantulus edwardii (Cape elephant shrew), 1333 nucleotides. It is a transcript of the gene ARG2, whose product is annotated as arginase 2. The record is from RefSeq and is a predicted model, not a curated record. Gene Ontology annotation, molecular function: manganese ion binding; arginase activity. The transcript has 8 exons. Gene Ontology annotation, cellular component: mitochondrion; cytoplasm. The coding region runs from base 25 to 1089 and encodes 354 amino acids. Lineage: Eukaryota; Metazoa; Chordata; Mammalia; Macroscelidea; Macroscelididae.